GGCGCCGGAGCGGCGCGGGGCGGGCCGAGGCGGAGCGGCGGAUCCAGGCCGCGCUCCCGGCGGCGAGGCGGAAGGGGGCGAGCGCCGGCCCGGGCGGGAGCCGUCGCCUCCUUGGGAGCGGCCGCCGCUCGGCAAGCCCCCGCCGGGCAUGCCACCGCCCGGCCCCGGCGAGGCGGCCGCCCGCGUCAGGGAGGCGGCGGGGAGGGACCCGCUGGCCGCCGACCUGCGGUGCAGCCUCUUCGCCGCCGCGCUGCAGAGCUACAAGCGCGACUCGGCGCUGAGGCCCUUCCCGGGCCGCUACGCCGGCGGCGACAGCAAGGACUUCGAGGGGCUGCUUGCAGACACCAACGCUCUACCAAGCCUGAAAGAACUUCUGGAGUCUGUUCCAAACACAGAGAAAAGGACCUGGGAUUUGUUCGGUUGGAUUUUAUCAUCUAAGGUCUUCAUGAUACAAAGUACUAAGAAACGUGAGUACGAGAAGAUCCAAGAACUCACAGGGAUGUCUGGGGCCGCUGUUCCUGCUCCGGACUACCUCUUUGAGAUCGUGUACUCCGAUCAAAUGAAUACCAAGUUUGCUGAGACCAAGGGAGAGCGGGACCUCAUCUACGCCUUCCACGGGAGCCGCCUGGAGAACUUCCAUUCCAUACUGCACAGCGGCCUGCACUGCCACUUGAACAGGACGUCUCUGUUUGGUGAAGGUACCUAUCUUACCAGUGACCUGAGCCUGGCUCUCCUUUACAGCCCUCACGGUCUUGGUUGGCAGCGAAGUACGCUGGGCUCUAUCCUUAGCUGCGUAGCUGUUUGCGAGAUCAUUGACCACCCAGAUGUAAAGUGUCAGGUGAAAAAGAAAGAUUCAGAAGAAAUAGACAGAAAAAGAGCAAGAGUGAAAAACAGCGAAGGGGGUGAUGUACCACAGAAAUACUUCGUUGUCACAAACAAUCAGCUUUUACGAGUUAAAUACUUGCUGGUAUAUUCACAGAAACAGCAUAGGAGGCCUUCUAGGCAAUCUUCCUGGUUUUACACGCACCGUUUUGCCGUAAUGAUGCUGCUGUACCUACUGCUGCUAAUCGUGAUAGGGGCCAGCAAAUCGCCAACCUUCGUCUACUACUGGCACAGAAUGUUUGACUCGAAGAGAUGAAUUGCCUGAGAUGAUAAACUUAUUUUCACCACGUGCCUUAAUAAUAGCCAAUCUGUAAUGCACUGCAUCUGUUCCAGAGUGCUGGAAGUAAAGGUGCCUGGAGCUUUUCAGUUCUGUCUCCAAUAUAUUAUCCUCAUGGCGUCUUUCCAUUUA
This is a messenger RNA of Chroicocephalus ridibundus (black-headed gull), 1291 nucleotides long. RefSeq names its product poly(ADP-ribose) polymerase family member 16 (gene PARP16). Gene Ontology annotation, molecular function: protein serine/threonine kinase activator activity; NAD+ poly-ADP-ribosyltransferase activity; kinase binding. Lineage: Eukaryota; Metazoa; Chordata; Aves; Charadriiformes; Laridae. Gene Ontology annotation, biological process: endoplasmic reticulum unfolded protein response. Bases 149 to 1138 code for a protein of 329 amino acids. The record is from RefSeq and is a predicted model, not a curated record. The transcript is spliced from 6 exons. Gene Ontology annotation, cellular component: nuclear envelope; membrane; endoplasmic reticulum tubular network.